GGCGGGCCCUCACUGACCGGCCCCGCUGACCGGCCCCCGCCCGUCCCGCAGAUCGGGCGCAGCCUGUGGCCGUGCUCGCGGCGCCGGGGGCAUGCGGGCGCGGCGUGCGCGCGCGUGAGGAGGAUGGGGACGCAGGGCAGCCCGGUCAAGAGCUACGACUACCUGCUCAAGUUCCUGCUGGUGGGCGACAGCGACGUGGGCAAGGGCGAGAUCCUGGAGAGCCUGCAGGAUGGCGCGGCCGAGUCCCCGUACGCCUACAGCAACGGGAUCGACUACAAGACGACUACCAUCCUGCUGGACGGCCGGCGGGUCAAGCUGGAGCUCUGGGGAUCCUCCUGGUGUACGACAUCACCAACCGCUGGUCCUUCGACGGCAUCGACCGGUGGAUCAAGGAGAUUGACGAGUGUUCAGCCUGCAGGACCUCUGCUGCCGGGCCAUCGUCUCCUGCACCCCUGUGCACCUCAUCGACAAGCUCCCGCUGCCUGUCACCAUCAAGAGCCACCUCAAGUCCUUCUCGAUGGCCAACGGCAUGAAUGCCGUCAUGAUGCACGGGCGCUCCUACUCGCUGGCCAGCGGGGCAGGGGGCAGUGGCAGCAAGGGCAACAGUCUCAAGAGGUCCAAGUCCAUCCGCCCCCCCCAGAGCCCGCCCCAGAACUGCUCGAGGAGCAACUGCAAGAUCUCCUAGCAGGCAGGCCGGGCACCCCCAUCAGAUGCACUCUGGGGGGCUCACACUUGGAGAACGCUCCUAGCUGGGCGCUAGGCCUGGUGCUGUGUGCAGGGAAGACUUUGGCCACACAGUCCCUCCUGGGAAGCGUAGGGGUGUACCCAGUGGGCUGGUGGUCUCUGCAGACGUGCUGCCCAGGACAGUGGAGGGCCGCACUCCUGGUGCUGCAGGCAUCUUGGACAAGCCUGGGACCCCACAGUACAGCUAGAAGCACCCAGGAGGUGGCUCUGCCCGGGCCAGCCUUGAAGGCCUGUCCCUGGGGCCCCAGGAGGCCCAGUCCACCUUCCUUAUUUAUAUAGAAGACGUUCACCCCUUUUGUACAUUUUUAAAGGGCUGGCAGGGAAGCCUCAAUGCAGCCAUGUGCUGAGCCCACAUCAGCUGUGGGGACAAGCUUGGGGACAUUUGGAGAGGGAGAGGAUUUGAGGCAAAGAUGGGAAGGAAUCUGCCAUCAAGGCUUGAAUCUUUGAAUUCAUGUACACUUCACAUGGGGGUGUGGGCUGUGCAGGGGCCAUUGGGGACACUUGGAACCUCUGGCCGGCAAUCUCGGACCCCCAGCUACCAGUGCCAGCCUUUCUGAGUACGGUGGUUAGUGUGCCCACCACAGGCUGGGCAGCAGUGAGGAUGUGGGCUUCGGCAGUCUGCAUGGUGUGGCUGCAACUUCCUGGCUCCCACCGGCCUUGCUGGACGACAUCUCUGCAUGUCUCGGAGCCACGGGCUGCGAGCCAGGGGCAACUCACAGGUUCCCAAGUGGAGCAAUGACAUUUCUCAGAGAGGGGGAAGUGGGUGUGCCCCACAUGUCAGUCCCUGGCUCCCUCCCUCCACACAUGGGGGCCAACAACCUUCCCUCCGUGAUCCUGUCUGUUUGGUUAUGUUUACAUCUGUUGCUACAUGAAACUGACUCAGUGUCUCCGAUUUGAAGAUGCAGAGCUGUUUGUAGACGUUAAAUGAUCACAGGGCCACCAGGCACUCUGCAGGUCCAGACUGAGUCUGCCACCCACUUGCCUCCUGGGGCAUGUGGACCCCGCUCUCGCCAGCUUCAGUUCCCUGACUUUGGGUGUGACCCCGCAGCUGUUCCUUGCCCGGCGUUGCCCCUCCGUGAGAUCAUACAUCACCAAAACCAUCCUGACCAGUUUCUCAGUGACGCCUCCUGGAGCGGCCACGGUGGUGGAUGCCCCCCUGGAGGACCCACUGGUCAGCCUCGAGCUGGGGCCUGGCCUCCUUCUGCCCACUUGCCUGGUGAUGCAGCCACUGGUCACACUGGUGCUCAACUCUACCUCCUGCCCCUGGGGCCCCUCCCUGGGCCUGUGACCCCCCUCGCUCUGGGACUGUUCUGUGGUGGGUGUCCCCUGGGGCAGCCCCAUGCCUGCUGUUCUGGGAGGCAAGGUGGGGAGGGGGCUGCGGCCAGCUCAUGGGAGCAGGGGCACCAGGGACCCUGGCUGAGGCCUGGCCACUGGCAGGAUUGGGCAGAGGAGGACCCACCCAUCCCGUCCUGCCAACAAGGCCCUUUUCUUUGGACUUUGAACCAAAUCACACAGACUUUGUUUUGAGGACGCGGAUGGUCCCCCGUUCACCAUAUCAACACUACCCUUCGCUGCUGUCUGACACUCGCACUAUUCCUGGGCUCAUUUUGGACAGAUGUGGUUUCUUUGUACAGUAAAUGUAAUUUAGCCGUGA
This is a messenger RNA of Diceros bicornis minor, 2398 nucleotides long. It is a transcript of the gene RAB40C, whose product is annotated as RAB40C, member RAS oncogene family. Gene Ontology annotation, cellular component: endosome; synaptic vesicle; plasma membrane. Gene Ontology annotation, molecular function: GTP binding; GTPase activity. The transcript is spliced from 4 exons. Lineage: Eukaryota; Metazoa; Chordata; Mammalia; Perissodactyla; Rhinocerotidae. Gene Ontology annotation, biological process: intracellular signal transduction; protein localization to plasma membrane. The record is from RefSeq and is a predicted model, not a curated record. Bases 124 to 1023 code for a protein of 299 amino acids.